Messenger RNA from Lactuca saligna, 2198 nucleotides. Lineage: Eukaryota; Viridiplantae; Streptophyta; Magnoliopsida; Asterales; Asteraceae. The record is from the annotation of a GenBank genome assembly.
GUAGGAAGAACGAUUUGUAGUUUUGUACGCAGAAACAAAAUCCUCUUUCGUCACUCUUUGUAAUUCCAUAUAUCGCCCUCCCCAAUCCCUGGCGUAUGACUUUCUAUUUCAAUGCAGUUUGGGAUUAAAAUUAAAAAAUUAGGGCACGAAAUCGACUACUUACCAUCGGUUGUAACGCAACGAAUGAGAUGUAAUUGCCCUAUUCUGCACGAAUAACGUUUUCGAAGGAUUAAAGUUCGUUUUUUCAUAGUUAAAAAGAUUAUAGGGUUUGGUUUUGCUGUUCGCGGAAAAACGCAUGAAGGGUCCGUUAGAUCGGACGAAAGUUGUGCUUCGGCACUUGCCGCAUACGAUAUCCCAGUCGGCGCUCAUGGAGCAAAUUGACGCCCGUUUUUCCGGUCGCUAUAAUUGGUUCAGUUUCCGUUCCGGAAAGCAAAGCCUGAAGUGUCAAUCAUAUUCCAGAGCCUAUAUUGACUUUAAGAGGCCAGAGGAUGUCAUUGAGUUUGCAGAGUUCUAUGAUGGGCAUGUUUUUGUUAACGAGAAGGGUACCCAAUUUAAAACAAUAGUUGAGUAUGCACCUUCACAGCGUGUUCCAAAGCAAUGGUCUAAAAAGGAUGGGCGUGAAGGGACCAUAAUGAAAGAUCCUGAAUAUCUUGAAUUCCUUGAAUCUGUUUCAAAGCCUGUUGAGAAUCUUCCAAGUGCAGAGAUACAAUUGGAGAGAAAGGAAGCUGAACGAGCUGCUGUAGGUGCUGCUAAAGAGGCUCCUAUAGUCACACCAUUAAUGGAUUUUGUUCGCCAGAAAAGAGCUGCCAAGGGUGGACCCCGGAGGUCUUUGCCUAAUGGGAAGUUAAUGAGAAGGAAUGGUGCAUCAUCUUCAAGUUCAAAUUCUACUGUAGUGAAACGUGGUUCUGAAAAGAGAAAUUCUACCAUGUAUGUCCAAAGGGAAGGUGGAAAGAGCACAAAUGGGAAAGAAAAGUCAACUUAUGUCAAACGAGCUGAACGUCAGGCUUCUGAAAAGUCUCCUAGUUCAUCCACUCAAUCUGGAAGUGUAGUAUUGGAUGAAGAGAAGGGUUCUUUUGGAGCCUCUGAUACUGGGAAGAAGAAAAUUUUGCUGUUAAAAGGAAAAGAAAAGGAAAUUCCCAAUGUCACCACUGGCAUGACACCUCAGCAGAAACUUUUAUAUGGUUCUGGUGGUGGCAGACAGAAUCAACGACAGGAGGCGAGUGGAAGGAUCAUAAGAAGCAUACUUCUGAAAGAUUCAAGACAAAAUCAAUCUGAACAGAAUCAGGAUAAGGAUAGAAGACCACCUAGGCCACAAAAUGUGGGCCCACUUUCAAACGGUUUACAAGAUGAUAAACCUCAAGAUGGAUUUUAUGGUCGCAUGCGAGUGAUGAGUCUUUGUCAUCUUCCGCUUCUCAAUCCACACAACUGCUACCGGAUAGCGCAGAAGGCUCCUCCUAUAAACACAGUGGUAAUCGCCGGGCAUCUUCACAUAAUGCUAAUAAGGAGUCGGAUGUCUUUUCAAAUUCAAACGAGGGAAAACCUCCAAAAAGAGGAGUUUCUGCUGGCUAUGAGAAGCGAGUGUGGGUUCAAAAGCCAAGUUCUGGCUCUUAGGUGUGUCACUAAAGUAAUGGAUUUAAAACCUGCUUGCACCCGGGAAAGUAUUCUUUCAAUCAACCAGUGAUCAAAACAAUAUAAUCAUGAAUUGAAGAAAAAAGGAAAUAUUCCCGAAACCCUAGAGGGACUCCACUACCCUUAUUUUACAAAUGGAGCAAGAACAGGAAAGAGAAUCAAAAAGGUGUUUUUUUUUCUUAAAACAAAAGAAGUAACCCGUAGAAAAAGACGAAACUAUCCCUUUGAAGCGGGAACAUGGUUGCCCAAUGGAGCUGUCGAUAUCAUCAUCAUCAUCAUGUAUGUGAAUAUGACUUGGCUCGUCGGAUUUUACCGUUUUACCCUUUUAAAGGUGAUUGUAUAUACUAUACUAUACUAUACUAUACUUCCUAAUUUGGAAUGGGAAUGGUGUGUGUUGCCUCUUGAUACCAUAAUGUGUGCACAUAAAAACAUAGAUAAAGGGAGACGUGGGCUUCAAUUUCUGUAAUUUCAAGAAAGCCAUAGUAAGAACUAAGAACCGGCUUUUUCAUUGUGGGAUUUGUUUUGAUAAUACUUUUUUUUUUAAUUUAUUUUUUUUAUUAUUAUUAAUU